AGGGGGCCGGUUGCCGAGCAAAGCGCCCCAGCUUGGGCCCGCAGGGAUAGGCUUGCCGAAAACCAGACGCCUCUUCCCCCUCUUUGCGCAUUGGCUACGCGCAAUGACGCCCUUGUGCCGAGGGAGUUUGUUUAGUUACCUGCCGGGUAGCUGGAAAGCGUCAACAUUUCGACUCCAGGCUACAGGGAAACAGCAAGAAUGGCCCCCACAAAGAAAACAAAAGGGAAGAAAGCAGUGAAGCAGAAGAAAAAUACUGGGCCAGAUGAGGAAAAAUAUAGAAAGACUGUGCUGGAGGUUGACACUCUAAAGCAGCACCUUGUUCUUCGGAGGGACAUGGCCAGACAGGUGAUGGCUGACAGUGAAGGGCUCAAGCAGAGGCUGGAGGAUCUGGAGAAAGAAUUGGAGGAGGCUCGUGGGGACAAAAAGGAUAUUUAUGAAGAGAUGAUCUGCCAGUACCGGCAACUUCAGCACCAGACUGAUACUCGGAUCCAGAAUUUAGAAGCUGAAACGCAGAACUUGCAAGCACAACUCGCCACCUGCCAAAAGGAUCUGUCGCAAAGCCGGGCGGACACGGGAAGGAUGCUGGAAGGGAAGGACAAGGCCCUUGCCGAGAUGCAGCGCAAGAUUGACGAGAUGGAGACGGAAUAUGAAAAAAUCCUGCAUGGUAGCCUGGACUGUGUCCUCUCCAAGCUGCAAAGUGCCAAGCUCAGCUGGGAGAAGGAGGCUACAGUCAUCCACAUGGAAUAUAAGCACCGGCUGAAAGAUUUUGGACUCAACCCGCUGGAGGUCUGAAGGGAUGUUGCCCAGAGCAUGCCAUGUCCUAACCCUCAACUCAGUUUAGCAUUGAAGUUUAAGUGGAGCCUGGUAUCAGACCCAAAACGUGUGGAGCAAUAGCAAUGACUGUGCCUGAGUGCGUGCCAAGUACCUUUCUGUUGCUAACCACACGCCUUUUACAUAUCUCUGAUGAAGAGGUUCUCAAACACUCUUGCUGCCUCUCUUAGCAACAAUAAUUCUAAACAAAGGUUCAUUUCUAUUUAACACAGCUUAGUUCACUUUCAUGCUCAGGGCUGCACAAUGAGUCUUCCAGCCUCUUGGUUCAUGAAGUCGCACUCCAGAGCAGACAAAAGGAUACUCUCCUCCUGUUUGAUUCAUGUGGGGCUCAGAGCUUCUGCCUCUAAUCCGUGUGCCCUGCCUGAGACCACAGCUCAAUUAGAAGAAUCCACAGGAAGGAUUUUCAGGAUUUGGAGAAGGACUGAUCAACAAGGCAGCAGCGUGAUGGUAAAAAUCAACAUCUGUGCAAAGGUGCUCACUUCUGCCACAAGUGGGAGCUCAGCCCCUUCCAGAACUGAGCUGAGGUUGUACUCUGGGAUGACAACCUGGCAGGUUCUAGAAUGCCUGGCUCAAUCCAUCCUGGCCCUGUGCAAAAAAACACAAAGUGAAUGUAGCUCAAAUCACAUCUAUGAUUUGAAGGCUAGGAUAUGCUUAAAAAUAGCAACUCGCCUGUGGCGAGGAAUAGGGGAACAUGAUCUAUGCUUCUGCUCAGCAGCUGCUGAGCAGAGGCAGCAAUCUGAUGGGUCAGCGCUCAGGACAAAAAGCCAUGGUGUUGGGCCUACCUCCUCAGGAAGAUGCAGUAGGCCUUUUCAUGGGCUUUCCUGCCUGAUGCCAGCCUCGUCUUUCUGCCUGAUGCCCCGCCCUCUGACAGCCCUGGAUCGCUCUGGGCCACCCAGUGCAAUCCAUGACUGCUCUAACCUGACUUGGCCCCCAAAACCUCCACAAAUAGGUCCGAUUUGGUUCAGGCCUUGGCCAAAUCCAGUGCAUAGCCCUAGUAAGGAAAAUGUGAUCUGCUCUUUGCAACAUAAAAGGCAAAAGAGGUUGACCAGGAUGUUGAAAGUGACACAGGGAGGGGAAAGCGACUGGGCAGUGUCCUCACAACUACGCAUCAUUACCUCUUCCAUGAAGGCGAAUGAGCCGUCGCCAGACUGGUGCUGCAGUCCAUUCUCAUGGAGGCUCCUUCUGAGAUGACAGGAGCAGGGGCUGAAGGAGGGGCUGCUGUUCCCCUGAAGCACGCUGGGCGAAGGGGAGGCAGGAGUAGCGCGCAAGCCUGACGGGGGGUCAGGGUCAUCGUAGAAAAGGAGAGGUGAUAAUCCAACCUGACAAAGCAAAUGCAGACCCCAAACAACAAGAUGAGGGCAUUGUCUGCAAAUAUAACAGAGCCCUCCCAAUACACUGAAGGUGCUCAUGCUAGUGUUUAAAGCCCUAAACAACUUGGGCCCCAAUUGGCUGAGAGACCACCUCUGCCCCUACUGAUCCUCUGAGGUAAGAUCUGCAGAGCGAAGGAGGGGGCUCUCUUGCCAGUUCCACCGCCCUCAGAAGUACGGUGGCCUAGGACAGGGCUUUCCCCAUGGCAGCCCCGGAAUUGGGGAAUCCCCUUCCGACAGAGGCGCGCCUAGCAGCAUCGCCGUUGGGUAGCUUCUGCGGUAUGGUGAAGACAUGCCUCUCUACCUUGGCCUGUGACAGUUAAGAUGCUUUGUUUAUUAGUACCCCCCUCUUUUGCUGAAUUUCUAGUCCUUCUGGUUGGAAUGGUUUCUCUGUUUUUAUAACUGUAUAUUAUGUGUUGUAACUAGGGAUGGAAGGACCUGUCUGUUUUCGGUUCUCUCAGUUUCUCAUUUUUCAAUCUUAAAUUCAGUUCACAUUUCUGCUAGUAAUUUGCAAUCUUUUUUUUUUAAAGAAAUCCCCAUGAACAUUCUUCAGCAUUUAAGUUCAAUCCUCUCCUAAUAAAUACACUUUUG
This is a messenger RNA of Rhineura floridana, 2789 nucleotides long. It is a transcript of the gene DRC12, whose product is annotated as coiled-coil domain containing 153. Gene Ontology annotation, biological process: proton motive force-driven ATP synthesis. Bases 199 to 792 code for a protein of 197 amino acids. The transcript has 7 exons. The record is from RefSeq and is a predicted model, not a curated record. NCBI's taxonomy places the organism in Eukaryota, Metazoa, Chordata, Lepidosauria, Squamata, Rhineuridae. Gene Ontology annotation, molecular function: proton transmembrane transporter activity.